Helobdella robusta is the source of this 2076-nucleotide messenger RNA. RefSeq lists its product as hypothetical. Lineage: Eukaryota; Metazoa; Annelida; Clitellata; Rhynchobdellida; Glossiphoniidae. The record is from RefSeq and is a predicted model, not a curated record. The transcript is spliced from 5 exons. The coding region runs from base 1 to 2076 and encodes 691 amino acids.
AUGUCGUCAUCGCAUGUUUACUUCUUUAGCGCCAUUAAAGUUGCACUGAACACUCAGACCCCAGCCAUUGACAACGAGCCAACUUACCCCACGUUUACACCUAAUGUUAUGUAUGUGUGGGCAUUCAUAGUGGUCGCCGGGGCAGAAUUAUCCUUUGGGAUUCUGUAUGGGGCUCUCUUCUACAAGCAAUGGAGGAAGACUAACACGAUAACUCUGCUAGGCGCGAACCUCUACAAGAUGCUACUCGAUUCAAAACCGGUAUCAGUGAUGCUAAUGCACCAGUACCAAAAAAAAAAAAUUUUACCAGUAAGGCCUGAUGGUAUUGAUGAUCGUAUCGGCAUCUUGGCGGAAGCGGAAAACAGGCGUAGGUUAAAGAGGAUGAUUAUUUUGCAGGUGCUAGAUGGAGCCAGCAAGGAUUCAGUCUUUGAAGAAGAGCAGCCGGUCCCUGAGCCCCCUGCACAGCCCCUCUCCCAAGAAGCUGAGGAGGAGACAGCACCUGUCGAGGAGAGCCUACCGUCUAUACCAUCGUCCCAACAAACCCUACAAACUGAAGGGAUAAAGAAGAUGGAAGAAAGGUUGAAGAAAGAGCGCGAGAUGGAACGACAAAAGAAGAGGCUGAAAGAGUUGGAGAAACAGCAGAAGUUGGAAAAACAGAAAAGUUUAGAUGAAGAAGAAAAACGAAAAAAAGAAGAACAAGCGAAACUAGCGCAAAAGAAACAAGUGAAGAAAGGUGCGAAUGUGUUGUUGGCUGAUGUUUUGGAAGAUAAUUUUGCAACUACAGUCAAGUCUAGUGCUGCUAUUCCACGUGGAAAGCUUCGUCCGUUUGUGCCGUUCAAAAAAUCGAAGAGAAAGAAAAUUAAGGAACGAACUCCACUCAAAAAGUUGAUGGAGGAGCACCAAAAAGAACUUGAAGAAGAAACUUCGAGAAAGCAAAUAAAGGAAAUGUUUGAUAAGAAGAAGCACAGACGAUCAUGGGUCGAUGAGCCAGAACCGUAUCCCGAUCCUGAAUCUAUGAAGAAACAGCUCGUCAUUGGAAUUCUUGAGGAAGGAGACCACUUGGACAAGAAAAGCUUUAAAGUCAUACAAAAAGAUAAAGUGCCACCCGCUCACCAGAAACUUAUGGACAUCGAUCAAGCAAGAGUUAACAAGAUUCUAUUGUCACCGGACCAUAAAAACGCUCAAAACCUGACCGCGGAGGAAAUUACACCGAUGAUUCACCCCAUGCCCCACGUGCCAGGUGAGCCAAUCCAAUUGAAGGGUCCCAUCGAGGUAACGCCUGUGAAAGGAUUGCCGCCAGAGCAACAAAAAGAGCAACAGCUCAUCCACCAGCAAUUGAUUGAACAUAAACGGCAACAAACUCCACAUGAACCAACUUCCAAACAACCGCCGACAACACCAAAAUCUGUUCCAGUCUUGCAACCAGACAGACCUUUGAUAAUUCCAACAAAAACAGGUUCCAUAGUAGCCACCCCACUGGAGCCAACUAUAAUGGGAACUGUACCUUUCCAACGCAAGAAAAGUUCAGCGAGAAAAUCGCUACAGAAGCAAUUUGAGCAACAGCAACCGCAAAAACCACUACAACCCUCCCAAUCCAUCAUGAGCAAAUCCGAGGGAUCGACAACGAGAACGACGCCCUACACAACUACUACGGCAGAUGCAAAAACUGCUUCACAAACGGCCACUCAAACGGGGGGAUCAACAGCCACACCAACCCGCUCAACAUUAACAUCGACCCCCCUCUCAACGCCACUGGCCACUUCGACCCCCGUCUCAACGCCACUGGCCACAUCAUCGGCGACGACGUCGGCUGUCGUCAACCAGCAGCAGCCAGCUUCGGCAGCAACACCAGUGGCCACUAAUGCUCGCUCAAGUCGUCCACAAUCGUUGAAACGCGGAUCUAAAACGGCUUCCGGCAAGAAAUUGAUAAUCACAGGAAGGAAGAAGCCAUUUAAGAAGGAUCAGAAAGAAGGCGAGUCCAUGCAGUUGAACCUUCGAUCUUACAUAACAGAGAAUGAAGUUGACGUCAGCGCUAACAAGCUCACAAGUGGAUCGGUUCUACCUAGCUAUAUGGAUUAG